Molecule: messenger RNA, 246 nt
Organism: Mesocestoides corti
Lineage: Eukaryota; Metazoa; Platyhelminthes; Cestoda; Cyclophyllidea; Mesocestoididae
Source: the annotation of a GenBank genome assembly
AUGACUUCGAAAUCCAGUAACGUAGCACAGCCCAACGCCAAGGAAGAUGUUGUCAUCGCCAUUAUCUGCGUCGACGAAAAUAUCACACAACAGAUAUCUCAAACAGCUAGUUCAUUGCCAGUUGCGAUUUUUGACAUCAAACAGGAAACACACUCGGUCAAAGCACCACGGCAGUCCAUCCGUUACGUCCAGGACAAAUGGCCAAAGCGCUCUCCCACCGGAGAUCUUCAGCAGUUGUUCCAGUGA